AAGAAACCGGAGAACCCGGAUAAAACCUGAACAGGCACGGAGAUGGAACCAGGUACAGUGCCAUUUUGCAUGAUGCCAUUUUCAGUAUCAUUUGGAUUGUGUAUUAUUAUUAUUAUUAUUAUUAUUAUUAAAUCUGAAUGGUGAUUAUCAACAUAAAGAGAGAAUCUUGUUUGCUGUUGAGUGUGUCAUGUGAUUUGAGUACAAGCGUUAUACCGGGAUAAGGAUUAACCGCUCGGUGUGCCAACCUCCACCCAGUACAUUAUAUAUCAAAUCAGCCGGCUGUUUGACUACAAGUGACCACGCGUGCCUCAGGAUGCACUCCACACGCACGACACUUGAAGUAACCAGGUGUACACAGGGUCAGCAAUUCUGCAGAAUGAAACAUUAAUGCAACACAAAGUUGCAAGUCAUACUUCACUCUGUAUCGGACUCGAAGCCGUCAUUACCGUGGCUUUCGAAGUCAGUGGAAGCUGAUCUGUGGUUAGUAUAGUACACCGUUUCCAAAAUGGACAACUUGGACCGUUUUGUGUUCACGGCUAAAAGCAUAGUGGACAUUAUCGUGAGCCGUUAUGCAUGUUGUCAUUUGUAGAUAAUAGUUUUAGCAGUGUCGGAGCUGUUGGUGUCACGUGACUCUCACAAGCGUCAUGUGACCCACGGCAGUCGUCCUGAUCUCGAUAAGACUUUAACGCAGAUCUCUCGUCCUUGUCGUUCAAACUCGGCCGCAGGUUUUUGUUUAUGCCGCAGUCACACUAUUUGACAUACAAGAAGGCUGUGUUUCCAAAACAUCAGCUGAUUUGGCCUCAUGCGUAUAUUAGUGCUUAUGUAAGAUGACAUGCCAGGGUUGAUAUUUGAGCCUGAGUGUUUGUUCCAGAGGUUCAGACCACUACGCUUACAUUUACGUUUGUGGCAUUUGGCAGACGCCCUUAUCCAGAGCGACUUACAGAAGUCUCCAUCAAGAAAUACAUCCCGAUACUGGUUCACUAGGUGACGAACUGAGAAUACCUUCAGCCUUAACCCUCUUACCCCGUAUGGCCGAAAAACCGGCUUGCCCGUCUUUGAUCUAUUCCCGUAAGGACGAUAUACCGGCUUGGUCGUCUAUGCCAAAUACCCGUAAGGCUGAUAUAGCGGCUUUACAGUGUAAACGUUAUCCCCGUAAGGCCGGUGUACCGGCAUUACUCUGCUAUGAUUCCUUACUUAUUUAAUUAUUAUUUUUUAACCUGGAAGGUUGAUGACGUCAUGACGUCACCACGUGAUUACAUUAUUACGCCAGCAUUACGAUGAAGAUCCAAGCGUGAAUAUUGGUGUAAUAGUAGAAGUGAACUAAAAAUGCCAAAGCGAAAAGCUAAUCAGGAUUCUAGAUAGUGACAGCAGUGAAAGUUCAGGCGAUGUUGAAACCGAAACCGAUAGAGACGCAAACUCUCCUGAUUCAGACCCUGAUCCGUCUUCAUCUUCAGCAUCAACCAGUGCGACUGACACUGCAGGGGUCUGGAGUCAUAACCUGACCAUCUCUGUGCAUUCGUGAAAACACUACCUGCAGGUCUGAUUAUCACCAGAAACUUGACUUUUGGCACUAAAAUGCAUUUAUUUAUUUAUUUAUUAUUUACUUGAAUUUAUUCAAAGGCAUUGACCACGCUGAUGCUCGUAUGGUACUUCUAAAUGAGUAUAAGGAUUUUAGCGAGCAUUUUUCGUCAUUUCUCUAGUUAAGAAUUGUGCUCUAAGUGGAGUAAAAACACUGAACUGCUUCAUUUUCAAAGUAAUAUUACACAAAUACAUAAUUAUAAGUUGUUUCAAGGCCUAAAAAUGUUCAAAUUAAAAUGUUGAUUUUGUGGCCAAUUUUGGCCUGGGAACUCAGGGUUGGCGUGCUGUUUCUAUGGGGAAUAUAGGGUUGUGGGACAUAAUACUGUGGGAACUAAGGGGUAAGAGGGUUACAACUCUGUUAAGAUAAGAUAAACUUUAUUGAUCCCACACUGGGGAAAUUCCCUCAUUACAGCAGCUCAAUUACACAAAACAGAUAAGAAAGAAUAGAAUAGAAAAAAUGUCUAAUAUAAAUGAAUAGAAAAAUAAGAAUAAUAGUAGUAAAAAAAAAUAGUAACGGUAAUAUGUACACUAUGAACACCUCAGUGUUGUUACAGAUGAAUAAGAAACACCUCAUUUAUAUACAGAUAAGUGACAAAUGGAAUAUUGCACAGUUCACAGUAGAGGGUGAGCAACAAAUAGUAAUAAAUGAAUAAAUAUACAUAGUGCAGAAUUUUAUUUUUACCCAGCUAGCAGUGCUACAUUAUGUUGUUAUUGAUAAGAGAUGGAUGGAAUAUUGCAUAGUUCACAGUUGGGAAGUAAUAUAGUAAGAAAAACACACAGACAACAAUUAAUUUUUUUUUUAAUGAGAAGUGAUAAUUUAAGUGCUUUAGGAAGAGGUAGAUCUUUAGACGUGGUUUGAAGACCGUCAGUGACUCAGCUUUUCAGGCAUCUAGGGGAAGUUCAUUCCACCACCUAUGUACCAGAACAGAGAAGAGUCUUGAUGCAUGCCUUACUUGUGGGUCCAGUCGAGCGGUGCUAGAGGAUCCGAGGGAGCGUGUUGCAGUGCGGGGUGUGAGAAGUGAUUUGAGGAAGUCACAGCCACCAGUCGUCAUUAUGUUGACCGGCUGUUCGACCCCGACCCACAGAAAGUGCUGCAAGGAGUCAUUGACAUGAAGAAUGCUGUGAUUGGAAACAACAAACAGAAGGCCAACCUGAUUGUUCUGGGAGCCGUGCCCAGGCUCCUGUAUUUACUCCAGCAGAGCUCGUCCAGUGCAGAAUUGAGGACAGAGUGCGCAGUAGUUUUAGGCAGCCUGGCCAUGGGCACCGAGAACAACAUCAAGUCCCUGGUGGACUGUCACAUCAUCCCCGCCCUACUCCAAGGUCUCUUGUGUCCUGACCUGGUGUUUAUCGAGGCUUGUCUGCGCUGUUUAAGAACAGUCUUCAUCAGUCCUGUCACGCCGGUGCAGCUACUCUACACGGACCCCACUGUGAUCCCUCACCUGAUGUCUCUGCUGAGCCGGUCCCAACGCACACAGGAGUACAUCACCCAGAUCUUCUCUCACUGCUGCAAGACUCCAGAGCAUCAGACAGUUUUGUUCAACAAUGCUGCAAUCGAGAACAUCGCGCCACUGCUCACGUCACCAUCCUAUAAGGUACGAAUGCAGGCGUUAAAAUGUUUCUCCGUCCUUGCAUACGAGAACCCUCAGGUCUCCAUGACGCUGGUGAAUGUGCUGGUGGACGGCGAGCUGCUCUCUCAGGUUUUUGUGCGAAUGAUGCAAAGAGAUAAACCCAUUGAAAUGCAGCUGACAGCAGCCAAAUGUUUAACUUACAUGUGUCGAGCAGGAGCCAUCAGGACAGAUGACUGCUGUAUCACACUAAAGACUCUACCGUGCCUGGUGCGCAUGUGCAGUAAGGACCGGUUGUUGGAGGAGCGGGUGGAGGGGGCGGAGACGCUGGCCUACCUGAUGGAGCCUGAUGUGGAACUCCAGAGGAUAGCGAGCGUCACGGAUCACCUGGUGGCCAUGCUCGCCGACUACUUCAAAUACCCCAGCUCGGUCAGCGCCAUCACCGACAUCAAGAGGCUGGAUCACGACUUGAAACAUGCGCACGAACUGAGGCAAGCAGCCUUCAAACUUUACGCCUCUCUCGGCUCAAACGAUGAAGACAUUAGGAAAAAGAUCACCGAGACGGAGAACAUGAUGGACAGGAUAGUGAGUGGCCUGUCCGAGUCCAGCAUAAAGGUCCGCUUAGCUGCAGUCAGAUGUCUCCACAGUUUGUCACGGUCAGUACAACAGCUGAGGACGAGUUUCCACGAUCAUGCAGUGUGGAAGCCGCUAAUGAAGUUGUUACAGAAUGCCCCAGAUGAAGUGCUGGUCAUGGCCUCUUCAACACUAUGCAACCUGCUGCUGGAGUUUUCACCCAGCAAAGAGCCCAUUCUGGAGUCCGGAGUGAUUGAUUUACUAUGCAGCUUAACACAAAGCGACAGUCCUGCACUGAGGGUCAACGGCAUCUGGGCUCUCAUGAACAUGGCUUUCCAGGCUGAUCAGAAGGUCAAGGUGGAGAUCAUGAGAGCACUGGGGACAGAACAACUCUUCCGGCUCCUCUCGGACCCUGACUCCAACGUGCUCAUGAAGACUCUGGGACUGUUACGUAACCUGCUCUCCACACGACCACACAUAGACCAGAUCAUGAGCUCCCAUGGUAAGCAGAUCAUGCAGGCAGUCACAUUAAUCCUGGAGGGAGAGCACAGCAUAGAGGUGAAAGAACAGACUUUGUGCAUACUGGCCAACAUUGCUGACGGAAACACAGCCAAGGAGCUCAUCAUGACAAAUGACGACAUGCUUCAGAAAGUCAAGUACUACAUGGGGCAUUCCAAUGUGAAGCUGCAGCUGGCUGCCACCUUCUGCAUUUCCAAUCUGGUGUGGAAUGAGGAGGACGGUUCCCAGGAGAGGCAGGAUAAAUUAAGGGAAAUGGGUUUUGUAGAUAUUUUACACAAGCUCACCCAGGCAUCAGAUCCUAACCUCUGUGACAGAGCAAAGACAGCGAUGCAGCAGUACUUGGCGUGACCCUGAGCAAAGGCAGCCAUCACUGAGAGGAUUGCCGCCCCUCCCCCCUCCCCCUGUCUCUCUUCUGUUUCAGUUCUUGGAGUUUUGUUUUGUUGCACAAGACACCUUUCGAAACUAUGGAGACUUUCCCGAUCAAUGCCAUAACCUAGAGACGUGGUUGCCAGGGGCAAUGGAACACUUGCGAACAUGUCUUCUACUAUUUUUUCUGCUGAACUUGUAGAAGAUGGGUUUUUGUGGCUUUUUCCUCGUUUUUUUUUGUUUGUUUGUUUUUGUUUUUUUUUGUUUUUCAUUUUUGGAUUUCGGACAGUAAUUUGAUUUAAAAAAACAAAACAAAAAACAGGACUUUAAUCUGCUUGUGCUGCAGUGCCACCCGGUGGUUUGGAUGCUUUGGUGCUUUGGACUUCGUCUCAGACUGCUAAGCUAAACAGACUAAUGGCAGGGUCAAAGGGAGCGUUGUCUCCUUAUUUCAGUUUAUUUCAGUUUGACUUGUUAUUGAUAUUAUUAUAAUUAUUAGCAUUAAUUAUUAAUUUUGUUUUAAGAGGGGCUUCAUUAAGAGAGGACAAAGUAAAAAAAAAAGACUGCUUUUUGUGGAUACAUACCUCGUAAAUAUCUCUCUCUCGCUCUCUAAAUAUAUAUAUAUAUAUAAAUAUAAAUAUAUAAAUAUAUUUUUUGAUUUAUAAUUUCCCCCAAGAUUUUCUUUUCUUUGUGUUCUUUCCUCUAAAUGAUUAUUUGUAGGGGACGAGGACAAUAUGGUAGAAGCUGAAGUUGUAAGAACUGCUUUCUUGUGGGGGUGAAAUGAGCAGACGUGCAUUAAAAAUAAUAUAAAGAAUUUAAAAAGCCACUAAAAAGUAAAGGUGUGCUUAAAUCACCUUGAAUCUCUGCUUUGCAACUUGCAACGUAGCUCUGUUCCGGCUCGAUCUUUUCAACAUCGUAUUUUAUUCAUUUUUUUCCUAAUUUAUGACAUUUAGUUUUUUGGUUUCUUUUAAAACGAUUUUGUUAUUUUUAAUGCCGUUCUGUGAACAUUCCCCCAGUCACAUGUACCUGAACUGCCUCAGUUUUCAAAAUACAAAAGCAGAAUAUAUCCAAGACUAAGACUAACAGGUGGAAGAUGUUGCUCUUGGUUAUACUGUCUUUGUUGUUCUCUUGAGCAGAGUCUGCCUCCUUAUUAUCCGUAACUUCCAGAGUUUACUCCUUCAUUUGCAAAUUGACAAUGAAUGCUCCCCUUGAAAUAUAUGCGGACCACUGCCACGGAGCCGGCCACCGCUUACUGUCUUUUGUCCUACUUGAGAAGCACCUGGUUUGCACCUGAAGAUCUAGAUCAGGUUAAAAGUGGUUUAGUUCACUUGUAGAGUGUUAGAUAAUCCAUUUCCCUAAAACCUUUAUCAGGCAUGGAGCAAAUAACAAAUUUAAGCUCUCACUCUUAACCUGCCUACCAGGUACUGGGUUUUGGUGGGUUUUAAUCCUGACACGCGAGAAUCACAUACAGCAUUGUUUUAUGUAGCGUGUAUGCUGUACUACAGUGCUCACCAAUCCUGUUCCUGGAGAUCUACCUACCUGCAGGUUUCAUCUCCAAGCAAGAUCUAACACACCUGUUUUAGCUGAUCGAGAACUUCUUAAGGCAAUGAUUAGAUGGUCAGGUGGGCACAAUUAUGGUUGGAGCUGAAGUCUUCAUGAGGGUAGAUCUCCAGGAACAGGGUUGGUGACCACUGCUGUAGUAUCACUGGGUUCAUUAACCUGGUGUAACUCAUGUAUUACUGACAUCAGCAUGUCUAAGAAUCAAACAUGCAGAGAAGACCAACAUGCAUCAGUCACAUCAUUACACUAUUUGGGAUUUGAUGGAAGGACAGGAAACUAGUAAUGUUACUGUGCUUUGAAGGCCUGGCUAAUGUAAUUCCUCUGGGCCUGAAGACUGGAUGAGAGUGGGAUGGAUCCUGUGCCCCGCACACCUUGCAGGGACAUGAUGAUAAGAUACUCUUGGUCAAAGUUUCAUCCCCUUUUCAUUAUACCUGCUUGUCUCAUCCAGUCACCUCUGAAUCCCUCAGUGUUUGCUGAUUGGAUCAUAUCUGCAUGCGAGCUUAGACGUCUUUGAACUCACCUUUGGUGAAAUAAACCGAGUUCUGCAAUUUAUGAAGCUCAUUUCUUGCGUGAAUUGUAAAUGAGUCAGUAGGACUCUGGAGUGCAUGCUACCUAAAACUUGGGGAUAUGGAGACAGAUCUGUAAAAAAAUAAUAAUAAUAAUAAUAAUAAUUCAUUCCAAAUUUCCCAACCCAAUUAUAUUUACACUAUACAACGUGCUCUAGCUUUUUCCCCCCAUCCAACACCCUGGAUUGACACCAGCACUGCUGCAAAUGUCACCAUCCAGCACAGUCAGUCCUGUAUGACCUACAAUAUGUCCAAGCUGUCUGUCUGGCACAGCUUGUCAAGAGCAGUUAAUCCGAACACACUGUCUCACCAUUAUAAUUCUGCGUCCUGCGUGUUCCUGGAACUGCACAGUUGGGUAUUGGUGUGAACCCUGUCCUACAGUACAUAAACAAGCCUAUGUGGUUGGCCUUUGCAGUUGAUUGUGUAUUCUGCUAGAUUGCUUGGAGUCCUUUUCAAAGCAGUUAAUCUCAGUGAAUUAUGGAGGCUAUUUGCUUGAUGGU
Ictalurus furcatus (blue catfish) is the source of this 7224-nucleotide messenger RNA. It is a transcript of the gene armc8, whose product is annotated as armadillo repeat containing 8. Bases 2688 to 4583 code for a protein of 631 amino acids. The record is from RefSeq and is a predicted model, not a curated record. Gene Ontology annotation, cellular component: GID complex. Gene Ontology annotation, biological process: proteasome-mediated ubiquitin-dependent protein catabolic process. The transcript has 22 exons. Gene Ontology annotation, molecular function: protein binding. NCBI's taxonomy places the organism in Eukaryota, Metazoa, Chordata, Actinopteri, Siluriformes, Ictaluridae.